AUGGACUUUAACCUGGGACAAAAGAAGAAUUGCCUGAUAGGCAACUGGUCGGAGGAAAAAGCGCUUCAUGAUUAUACUGGUCAUUUCCGAAUGCCUGCAGAUGGUCCGAAGGGAAGGAGUACCUUCAAACGAUGCAUAGAGCACUCGCAGCGGGCAGACAACAGCGACUUGAAGACAUCGAGCAAGCUAGACUUCAGCGACCCCCGCGCGGAGCAUGUGAAACUCAACUAUCAGCCAGACUCGACGGUAGGAGCACGAGAAAAAAUGCUGCUACAGAGACUGAAGACCGUAGCAAGUGAGAAACCUCCUCCACUUCCCCCUUCCCGGGAUUUUGAAACUACCACAUCCCUCGACUACCAGUGGCCUCAGGUCGACGAACAUUACAACCAAACCCGCGGACAGAGGAGGAUGCGAACGCUAGACAACGCGCCGACGAGAGGAAGGGACCGGACGUUUCUGCUCGAGCAUCAGAUCGCGUCGCCUCAUGUCUGUCUGGAGGAGGAGGAGCGAGGAGAAGACCUCGCUCCCUUGGUCGAGCAGGACGUUCCUAUCACUAUCUACUCUGCCAAGCCGCAACUCUUCCCGAUGUCGAACCCCUCUCAGGGAGCGAAUCCAUUUGGCAAGGAUAGCGGAUUCACCAUGCCCACCCAGUACUUUACCCGUGCCAUUACGCAUGACCUGUAG
This is a messenger RNA of Guillardia theta CCMP2712, 684 nucleotides long. RefSeq lists its product as hypothetical. Bases 1 to 684 code for a protein of 227 amino acids. The transcript has 6 exons. Lineage: Eukaryota; Cryptophyceae; Pyrenomonadales; Geminigeraceae. The record is from RefSeq and is a predicted model, not a curated record.